Messenger RNA from Striga hermonthica, 1170 nucleotides. The record is from the annotation of a GenBank genome assembly. Lineage: Eukaryota; Viridiplantae; Streptophyta; Magnoliopsida; Lamiales; Orobanchaceae.
AUGUCUGGACCGCCGAAGGUUAAACCCACGAAUUUCAAGGAACUGGAGGCUCGACCGGUGCUGGGACCGGCCGGGAAUAAAACCGGCCCCGUCGAGUUGCGGAAGCCGGCCCUCAAGCUCAAAUGCGAGAAGACAGAGCAGCCGCCUGUCGAGGCGCCAGCAGCUGAUGGGGCCAAGGGGAACAAGUCUCCAGUGGGGUUCCCAGAGAAAAUACCUUCAUCGGUGGGUUUCAGGAGGAACUCAAGCAGUGCCGGCUCGAUUCUGAGCCAACGGCUGCCGAACUUGUCCCUGAACGCCUCAUGCUCCUCGGAUGCCUCCACUGAUUCUACACGCAGCAGGGCCUCCACCGGGACUAUUGCCCGCCAGACCAUGAAUCCCGCACCACAUGUAAAGAAGAAGCAGCUGGGCAGCUUGAAAGGAAAGAGGGUCGAGGGUGUGGAAGGUAAUGGGAAAUGUGUGGGGAGCGAGUGUGAUGGUUAUGCGGCGGAUGGUGCUCCGGUCAAGAAAAGGUGUGCUUGGGUGACCUCGAAUACUGAUCCGUUGUAUGCUGCUUUCCAUGAUGAAGAAUGGGGGCUUCCUGUGCAUGAUGACAAGAAGCUAUUUGAGUUGCUAAGCUUUUCCACAGCAUUGGCUGAACUGACAUGGCCCGUUAUUCUCAGCAAAAGGACCCUGUUCAGAGAUGUUUUCCUGGACUUUGACCCAAUAGCCUUGUCGAAAUUCAAUGACAAAAAAUUGACCACCUCUGGAAGUCCUGCCAGCUCUCUUCUGUCUGAACUAAAGCUGCGAUCAAUUGUUGAAAAUGCACGUCAAGUCUGUAAGAUAAUAGAGGAGCACGGUUCAUUCGACAAAUACAUUUGGGGUUUUGUGAACUACAAACCAAUCGUUGGCAACUUCCGCUACGCUCGUCAGGUCCCGAUCAAGACAUCCAAAGCAGACACCAUAAGCAAAGACCUCAUCCGGAGAGGCUUCCGAGGGGUGGGGCCCACGGUGGUCUACUCAUUCAUGCAGGUUGUUGGGCUUACAAAUGACCACCUUGUCAACUGUUUCAGACAUCGGGAGUGCGUAAUUGCUGGGGACUUGAGGGAGAAAGAAGCAAAGAUUGAGGUGGGCCCACAUGAAGAUAGUGAAAGAUUAGCUGGAGAUAUUGGUGACCUGAAUAUCUCCAGGUAG